Molecule: messenger RNA, 1764 nt
Organism: Fonsecaea monophora
Lineage: Eukaryota; Fungi; Ascomycota; Eurotiomycetes; Chaetothyriales; Herpotrichiellaceae
Exons: 7
Coding region: 1-1764 (587 amino acids)
Cellular component (GO): nucleus
Molecular function (GO): RNA binding
Source: RefSeq, a predicted model, not a curated record
AUGUCCCAGUCGUGCGGCAGCUUAAGGGGGGAGGUGCCCUUGGGAGCCCAGCAAGCAGCCGUGCAAAAUAACGGGGAAGCCACUAAACCUGGCCCGUUUCUCUCAACCUGGCCCAUCGUGAUCCAACUUCGCACCUCUGCUGCAACUCUGCACAAUACCAGUAUCCCAAACGCCCAAUGUCCAGCUCAACGUGACUCAAUCCAAUGUUCCACCACCCUUCUCAUCCUUAAUCAACAUUCCUCCUCGCGAUCGCUACGUUCGCAGGACCUCUGUCAAGAUAAAAAGAUCGACUCCCCUUACUCAGUGCCGAUUCUGUCGUUGCGCGUUGCCUCGUUUAAACAAUACUCGACACGACUUCCACAUUGGUUGUUUGAUUACUUGCUGCGCACUCGCGGCGCCCAAUCAGUCACCUUGUCACCUCCGGUCUUUGAUCGAGGAGACUCGCCCAUCACGGCGUUGUCGAGAUUCAACCACUCCUUCGACAACGACGACACUGAAAACGAGGACAAGAUAUACAUUGCACCGCCGCCACAUUCUCCCAGGUCCGCAGCGUCAUCCUCGAGUCCUCCCUCCCCACGACCACCUCCCUUCUCCUCCCUCUACUUUCCAUCCGAGGCCGAGCUCGACCGCAUCAGAGCCACUGUCACCGAGACUCAUUGCGACUCGCUCUUAGCCUCUGCCCCGGCACCCUCCUUCGAGGAGGCUCUCGCCGAAGACGAACCCGGGUCUAAGGCUGAGCGCGAGACAAAAGCUGCCCUCCCACAAGACACAAAAGCUCAGUCUUCUUCCGGCAAGGCUGUUGACGACGGAGAGCCGCCGCCACCUUAUACCGAAGGUUCUAGUCCGUUAGACUCGUUCUCAUACCUCAUGGCGGCAGCGGGUGGUGCGGCCAGCAUCAUCACACAGGUUCAGCAAACAGGCCCACCAAUCAACACUUUAGGAGCAGGCGAGGCCGCAGCUGAUGAACACAUCACAUUGGACUUGAGGGGAACGCAUUUCACCCUUUCCCGUGAUGAAUUGUUGACGCUGCCCGAGUUUGUGCUGCUAUCAUUAUUCCCCAAUGGCCUUCUCCCGGAUGGCCACAUGAACUCGUUUCACGAAGGCGAUGUCUACCCGGUUGACUAUGACCCAGCCUCCCUUCAGUAUAUGUUAAAUUUCUUCCGAGAUGUGGCUCAAUCAAUACCCUCCACGUCUCCCUCCCCAACAACACCACCAGAACAUGACCCCAUCUCGAUUGAACCCUUACAGGGUUCGACCAAGGACAUGCUUCAGGACCGAGCGGGAAUCAUAGUCUUGAGAGAAGAUCUUGACUUUUACGUCAUUCCUCCUCGUCCAGACAUUGAGCAGCCGGAAAUGACAGAGAUCAAACGGGCCGCUGGUAAAUCCUUACUCAAACAAGACGGAAUCUUCUCUGGCCUUAAGCGGAGUGAAGAAGCUGGCACGACAGAGCAACAUUUGAUUGAAAUGCUGACCGCUGGCGGUUUUAAUCACGAUGAUGCCUGGGGUCAUCGAGCUGGAGAACCAAACAAGGCCGUUAUCUGCAGCCUGGCUCUCGCGCGGCUACGGACUGAUAUCAAAGGGGAUUUGGCCGGGAGCAAUGCUGUGGGCAUGGCUCAAAAACUCCUCCUGUUUUGGCGAAAACCGGCUCGGAGAUGUUGGUGGGAGGGUGUUGAGCUGACUGAUGUGGAUGGGGUUGAGGGCAAGUUGAAGGUAUGGAUUCGAAGAGUGUGGACCCUCGAAAUGAGCGUGAUUGGCCUUCGAUGA